Ilex paraguariensis (yerba mate) is the source of this 324-nucleotide messenger RNA. NCBI's taxonomy places the organism in Eukaryota, Viridiplantae, Streptophyta, Magnoliopsida, Aquifoliales, Aquifoliaceae. The record is from the annotation of a GenBank genome assembly.
AAUAGUUGGAUAGUCAUCUUCUUCAAUUUGAGGUUCACAAGGGUCUUCUGGUUCUCAUCAUUGUGCAGAAGAUUUCUCUCAAGUUGCAUUCAGAGGAAGGGGAUCAUCUUCGGUUUGAGCUUCCUUCUAAAUGGUCUGGGAGUCUUCAAAGGUCUUUCCUCGAAAGCCUCUUACCUUGUUAAUGCUGCCUUAUCAAAUGACUUUUCAAAUUUGCCACCACUUAUCAGAUCUGACUUCUCAGCUUUGUCUCAUCAUCUACUUAUCAGAUCUGCCUCUUUAGUUCCCUUCGAAGAUAACUUAUCAAAUGGUCUCUCAGCUCGAUAG